UUAUUCGAGAUUUUAAAAUUUAUGCAGGACAGCCAUGUUAUAAGAAAACAAAGUAAAUUUUAUUAGAUUUCAGCCUAGAAUUCUACCACAGAUAAAAUACCUUUCUACCAGGCGAAAUCCCGUCUAUUUUUUGACAUGAGCGCUGAUUCUGUAGACACCAAAGGUGAAGGAGUGGAAAAUGUUUUAGAUGACAUUCUUGAUGGAAAUCCUGGUGAUGAUGACCUUAACACUGAAGAAAAUGAAAAUGUAGAGGAAAAUGUAGCAAUAACAACCACUAAGAAAAAGAUUGUAAAGAAGGUAGCUGCCAAAACAACAAAAUCAAAAGGCAAAGCAGCUACUGUCAAAAAAACACAAGCAGCCAAAGCAGCUGCUAAAAAAGCAGAAACUGCAGCUAAUUCAAAAACAGAGGAAACACCAGAGGAAACUACACCAAAGAAAACCAUAAAGAAAACGCCUACAAAAAGAGCCACAACUAAAGCCACAAAAGCAACAGCUGAAAAGAAGGCACGUAAGGCGGUAGUUACAGAGGUAGCGGAGGAAGAUGAUGCCGAGAUAGAAGACAAAGAUGAUGAUGAUAAAAACAACACAGAUCCAGAGGCAGAGCUCCUGGAUUUGGUCAAGACAUCGAAGGAGACAAUGAAAGAUGCAGAUAUCGUUGAUAUACUACAAGAUUACGAAUUGGAAAAGACUUCUAUAGCGGAUCAUGAGUUAUCCUUUAACAAUAGUGAUGUGAAUGAUAGUAACUUACACGAAACGUCAGAGGAGAUCCUAAAUCCAGAGGUGAUGGAGAACGACUUUGACACUCGUAGUGAGACCAGUGAACAGCACAGUCAGGAUGUCCUGUCUGGUGGUGGAUCAGAAAUGGAAUCUGAUGGUGAAGGUGGGGACGAAGAGGGGAAGUCCCGAAAAAGAAAAUCGUCAGAUGGACGAGCAAUCUCACCAAUAGAGUGGGAUAAAAGUGAGGAAGAAGAGGAGGACGAUGAUGAUGAUGAAAAGUCUGGUGAUGAGGGUAGUGAUAAAGGCAGUAAGAAAUCAGUUGAUGAUGAAGAGAAAGCACGGAAGAAGAAGUUGAAAUAUUUCUUUAAGAAUGCAAGAUACUAUCUUGUGAAGAGUAACAAUCAUGAGAAUGUGGCAUUAGCAAAGGCAAAAUGUGUCUGGUCUACCCCUCCACAGAAUGAAGCUAGACUUAAUCAGGCUUACAGGGAAUGUGAUAAUGUGAUUCUUGUAUUUUCUGUGAAAGAGAGUGGUAAAUUUCAAGGCUGUGCCAGGUUAGCAGCGCCAUCUACAAAAGAUCAUCCACCAAUACGGUGGGUAUUGCCUCCAGGUCUCAGCGCUAAGGCAUUAAGUGGAGUCUUCAAACUCGAUUGGAUAAGCAGGCGUGAACUCGAUUUUAUGAAGACAACACACCUACACAACAAUUGGAAUGAAAACCGUCCAGUCAAGAUAGGGAGAGAUGGUCAGGAGAUUGAACCAAGAUGUGGUGAAGCACUUUGCAAGUUGUUUCCUACAGAUGAUAAUGUGGAUUUGAACGAUAUUGUGCGCGAGGCGAAACGAUCAAGUGCUAGGCGAGGAGAUUUUAAUUCAAGAUCAAAUCGAGGGAGAGAUUCUUUCAGAGGUCGCGGUGAUUUUAGAAGGCGUCGACCUGACUUCAGAAGAGAUUAUGGUCCACCCCCUAAACGUAGUCGACAAGAUUUUGGCAGAGAUAGAGGAUUUUUCCGAGACAGACGUUCAGACCGAGGUUCAUCCAGAUACAAUCAGGGAGUACGAAGAGAAACAUUUAUCAAUGGGUCCUACAAUGAUUAUAUGAGGGAGUUUGUACACAGAGCUCCAGCCCCGCCUCCAAUGCCGCCAUAUGGACCACCGCCUCAGGCCUAUAGCAUAGAUCCUAUGGCACAAUAUCAGAGUUACGAGCAUUCACGAGAGUACCAGAUGCCUCCACCAGACUACAGUCGAUCUCAUUCCCCUCCAAGAUCUAGAUCUGAAAAACGCUCAAGUCGAGACAGCUAUGAUAAAUAUGAAAGUCGCUACACAUCAUCAGGAAAUUAUGAUAGAGAUGUAGAGGACUUUUUACGACGCACCACAGGAGGCAGUUCAUCAAGAAGCCGAGAUCACGACAGGGAUCGUAGCCGUGAUAGGGAGAGAGAGCGUGAACACAGACAUAGAGAGAGAGAACGUGAUGGUGAGAGAGAUAGACACAGGGAGAGGCAUCGUGAACGGAGAUGAGAUUGGGCAUUUUUAUAUAGAGUGUAUGAUAGCGGGAAUGAUUGAAAUAUUUUUACCGACCAGUGCAUGGUUCUGAAUUGUAUGGUUGUGCUUUGGUAAAUCCAAGAUUUGUAUACAUAAAAGAGGGUUUAUAUUAGAGAGAGAUUUGUGGGUUUUAUGCGCAAAGCAAGUCUCGUUAAUGUUGAGAUUUGGAUAUUCUAUAUAAGGUACUGCUAUCUAAAUGUGAUUCUAAUGUUUUAGUGGCACACUUUACUUGGCUGCUGAUUAGGGCUGUCAUUCAUUGUCAGUGUAUUUAAAGCAUGAUCAGGGUGACAGUAUAUCAAUUCACAAUUCGGUAAUAUAGAUUCAGUCAAGAAGAAGAAAAAAUAGACCAGAUAACUGAAAGAUAUUUCAUUUGAAUACUCAGACUUGCUUGCAUGUUCUAUAUAAUCAGAUUUCGAGUGAAAAAACUGUCUUGGUGGUGAAAUUAAUGUGAAUGGAUCUAUUUCAUCCAGCCACAACUUUGUGUUUAUAAAAGUCUUCUUGAUACAUUUUCAAUUUCUGUCAGUUAAAAUAUCAAUUAAUUUUUUUUUUUUCAAUCAGUGACAGUCCUACUACAUGUUUUGACAUAAGUUACUUGGUACAAACAGGAGUGCCCAACCAAAAAAGAAUUCUGUAAGAUAAUUGCACCAUUAUUCAAGUUAACAAAACAAGAUUGUAUUCUUUUUUGGUGCAAAAAUUUCUUGUAUGAUAUAAAUUUUGGGCAUGUGCCACUGAAUUAUAUUACUGACAUAUUAGCAAUAUUGACCAAGUUUUGAAGAUAUUAAGUUGAAUUACUAAUGGUUGAUUUGCAGUUAGAUGGCAGUACAAUGUUUUAUAUAUGUACUUGUUAACAUGGGAUAACACAUGAUUUUUGUACAGUGAUAGAUAUAUUUGUAUAAAUUCCAUAAUGUAUUUUAACUGUGUGCUAUUACAUUAUCAAAAAGUCAUAUCAUUAUUUUGUACACCAUUUGUAUAUAUUUCUAGACCUGUUCAUGUUCCAAACCUCACCUUUGUAGUUUAUUCAAAUUCACCUUGAACAUUAAUAUCAUUUCAGAUUUUAGUUGCUAACUUGUAACCUGACCCAGUAAGACUUGCUCAUUCCCUGUAAGAUCCUUCACUGUUCAUAUUUCAUAUUUCUGGAGGAUGAGCAAAUCAACCAAUUUUAGAUUAGCAGUUGCCUUGUUACUAUGUAUAAAUAUAUUACACAUUAGGUAAUUGUAAGGUAAUUACCUUCCCAGUCUUGGUGUUCAUUGACAAUUAAUUUUAGUAUGUUUUAACAUCAGUCUGAAAACAAAGUUAAAUAGCCUGUGUACAUUUAUAUUAAAAGUUUUUCUGACAGGUAAACAUAGUUUAGGCAGCAAUUAGUGAAAGGAUAGCAAAUCUGUUACAGCAGUUUAUACAAUAGUAGAUAUAAUAUACAGAUUUAUAAGGAUCUCUGACAGUUUUAUAUGAACACUGCCAAAGUUUUGGAAGUACACUUAUUUGUACCAGUAAAUUGGUACCUGAUACAUCUAUCAAUUUACUGGUACAAAUCAGUAGGUAAAAUGCAGAAUACUUCACAUUUAUAUUGUUUUUACCAGUUGAAGGACUUAGGGGUCAAUUUUCCAAAAGAUGUUAAAAAUAUAUAACUUUUCAAUUUAAUGUUUCCAUCAACGUUUUCAAGUUCAUACGUAGUAGAGAAUCAUUAGAUGUUGAAAUUUACUUAAAUUUGUCAAAACAAAAUUAUUUCAAGGUAGUUGUCUCAUUGUCUAACACCAAAGUCAUACUGACUAUGGAGAGAUUAUUUUAUGCAUAAAUUCCAUAUCAUCUUGAUCUUUUUGGGACCUAGUUCAUACUAAUUGUUUUAUGCUCAUUUUUGACUCGUUUUGUUGUUGUGAACUAACACGUUUAUAAAGCAUUGUCAUGUUGAGAUUUCCAUUGUGUUUAUACUUCAGAAAACUGGCAUUUAUCUCUUAAAAAUGAGAGAAUAGUGUUUGCAAAUAUUUGGUACAGUAUUAUAUUUUAUGAAAAACUACAUUUGCAUAUAACUGAACAGCAUUGCCUGUAAGGUCAUCCUUAAUAAAUUGUCUCAUUUUUUUGCAGUGCUCUUGCUGACAUGCCAAAAUUGUCCCAACCUUCAAAAAUGUUUUGACCUCUGAAAAUUACUUUCAAAUACGAAGAUAAGACAUUCUGUUUCCUUCUUUCAGUCAUAUUGCAGUAAUUGUUUAACGUACAAAACAAAUAAUGUAAAAUGUAAGAAUUACUUCAUUAUUAAUCUCAGUGAAUCUUCAGUUGCUAUGAUUUUGGAGGGAUUGAUGACAAGUACUCCUCCAAAAAAAUCAUCUACAAACUUAACCACCUCUUAAUAAUCUGGGUCAGAGCACAGCUAACAGACAGUUUUAAAAGGAUGGCCUUAACUUAACAUAUUUGUGCAAUUUGUCUCACUAUAUUGGCUAUCACCAGUUGUGCAGGAUUAUACAGAUGCCAUUUUGACAUUCAUUUUCAUUUACUGGAAGUUUUUGGUAACUACAAGUUUAGUGGUUGAUUUUGUACACCUUAUUAAAUAUCUAAAAAGUAAAUGCAUCAAGAUACAUGAAGGUUUUAUGUAAAAGAAAUAAUGCAGUUUCAUGAAUUAAAUAAGUCACUAAUAUAUAGUUGAAAAAUGGUCAAUCUGAUAGUUAUCUUUUGACUUGAGUUUUAAUGAAAAUAAUAUGAUUGUAAUAUUUCAUUACCAUUUUUAAGAAAGAAGCAGUGCGAAACCUGCGUUAGCAAGCAUGCUUGUUUGUCAUAUUUCUCAGAGGGAAAAUAUUUCUUUGAUAUUUCAUUUUACAAUUUAGGGUACAUAUGCUGCAAAUUGUCAGGAAAUCCAUUUGAAAUAUUUUCUAUAUAUAAAUACAGCAAUAAUGUGUUCCAGGCCUGUAUUUCUUCAGCCUCUUUGCUACAAAUUUGAUUUCAUCUGUAAAAUGUUGAUUUUUCCAAUUUGGUAUUUUUAUGGCUUAGAUAUGUUAUUCUGUGUAAACUUUGUUUGAAUGUAGGUCGUAAAAUACCAUUCUGCAAAGAUGAGCAAAAGCCACAGAUAAGCAAAAAUAGAUGAAACAGUUUGAAAUCUAAAUUUCUGACUAUCUGAGAAAUACAUGCCUUGAAACUAUUAAUCUAAUAAAAACUUUCAUUGACAUUCUCUGAGUUAGUCUGUAAAUAAUUUUAUCAUUUGAUUGUAAUUAUAUUGUAUCUCCUAUAAUAUUAUAGGGAUUUAUUUCUUACCUGCAUUAUUGUAUAAUAAUGUUUCACCUGAAGUGGAAUAAAUACAAAUUUAUACAAGA
Molecule: messenger RNA, 5543 nt
Organism: Mercenaria mercenaria
Lineage: Eukaryota; Metazoa; Mollusca; Bivalvia; Venerida; Veneridae
Product: YTH domain-containing protein 1-like
Exons: 18
Coding region: 136-2223 (695 amino acids)
Biological process (GO): mRNA splicing, via spliceosome; regulation of alternative mRNA splicing, via spliceosome
Cellular component (GO): nucleoplasm
Molecular function (GO): mRNA binding; N6-methyladenosine-containing RNA reader activity
Source: RefSeq, a predicted model, not a curated record